Messenger RNA from Fusarium subglutinans, 2235 nucleotides. RefSeq lists its product as uncharacterized. NCBI's taxonomy places the organism in Eukaryota, Fungi, Ascomycota, Sordariomycetes, Hypocreales, Nectriaceae. The record is from RefSeq and is a predicted model, not a curated record. Gene Ontology annotation, molecular function: D-arabinono-1,4-lactone oxidase activity; flavin adenine dinucleotide binding. Gene Ontology annotation, cellular component: mitochondrion; membrane. The transcript has 6 exons. The coding region runs from base 1 to 2235 and encodes 744 amino acids.
AUGUCGACAGCCACGCAGACUCCACCGUCUGAAAAGACACUGCAAGAGAAGAUCGAACACCUCGGUGAACUCGUCAGAGAUCCCAAAUCUGACUUGGGCUCUGAUGAAUUGCCACAUCUUCCCGAGCUCAUCGAUGAUUGGUACAAUACCGAUGUCGAUGUUACCAAAGAAGAGUUCCAUCAAAGAAUCUUACGAGUUUUUAAAGAUUCCAAGCAUGAGCAGGUUUACAAUAGCGUCAUGGAUCAAUUGCCUAAUGAAACGCGAAAAGUUCUUGAGGAUUUCAUCGAUGGCCAAAAGACUGCUGAUGAAGCUGGAAAAGCCAUCAAGGAGGUUGCACCUCUAGAGCUUGGGGUGUCAGGUACCAGCUCUCAUGUUCAGACCUUCUCUAUGAUGGCACAGCAGGUGACUCCACCUGGCAAAACCAAGGGCAAGGAAACCAAGGACUUGACCUUUCAGAAUUGGGGUCGCACAGUCAAGAACACGCCGACGGUCACGUAUUACCCCGAGACUGUCGCCGAGAUCAUCGAGAUUGUUUGUGAUGCUGUUGCCAAGAACAAAGGCAUCCGUGUUGCCGGUUUCCGGCAUUCAUGGGCACCCGUUUUCGGGAGGAAUAACAAGGCUGGCCAGUCUACCAAUGGCGAUGUGUUGAUCUCUACCUUGACUGAGACCAACGCAAGCAGGUUGCCCAAUCUCACUUCGGUUCCAACCAACCUCUUUCAGCCCAAGGACACGGAGCUUAACGCGAUCAACGUUAUCACUGACCCCAAAUUUGUAGGAGCUCCGGCUCUGAAGAAUGGCGGGAAGUAUGUUCAGGUUGGAACAGCGACCACGAAUGAAAAGUUCCGACGGUGGUGCAUCAACACGGGAAAUGUCACUUUGCCUAUGAACAUUAUUGAGGUGGAGAUAACCUUUGGCGGUAGCAAUGCUACAAUUUGUCACGGCGCGGGCAUUAACAACCCAACCUUGAGCGAUCUUGUCCGACGAAUCGACUACAUCGACGUCAACGGCAAAGAACGCUUCGUCAACAUGUCCGAUCCCACGCUUCUCAAGGCCGCAAGCGGAUGCUUCGGUCUUCUUGGUGUCGUCACUUACAUCACCUUUGAAUGCGACGCAAUGUGUACCGCCGUCAUGCGUCCAGUCAAACUCGACGUUAUCGACGCUAUCCCGCCGCCGCCCGAGAUGAAAGACUCAGAUAUCCCCGCUGCCCUUCGCCAAAAGCGCACACAGGCUCAAAAGGACGAUGCGGUCCGUGAAUUUGAGCGUCGUGCGAAUGAGGACUUUUAUGCAGAGUGGUUCUGGUUUCCUUACUCGCAGCAGGUCUGGGUUAAUACCUGGAAGACUGACACGGACACCAAGAACGUGGUUAACUACCCCAGUAAUGCAAAGACGUUGUAUCAAGUUGCCAGCACCGCAAUCAUGAACAUGGCUCAAGAGAUUGGAAAGCAUAUCCAUGCUUUACAAGUUGCGCCUCAGACGCAGACUUCCCUCCUUUCUUGGCUCGCAGUGAAGAACUUUGACGAUGUCAAAGGAACCAACAAGUCAAUUAGAACCCUGCUGCCUAACGCUCUUCAUUUCCAGCGCGGCGUCCAGAAUAUUCGGGUCCGCAAUCUGGAAGUUGAGAUGGCUCUUGACUCAAAGAAGGGCAAGCCUAAUGAGAGAGACUACACCAACGUCAGACGUGCUUGGUGGGACGUCAUCAAGACAUGCUACGCCAACGCCAAAACAUCCCCUAUGCGCAUGCCCAUGGAGAUGCGCAUAAUGGGUUCCAGCGAAGUCAUCCUCGCACCGCAGCGAGGCAACAAGCUUGGAACAUGCGCCAUCGGCAUUUUGACUCUGGAGGCUGUAUCCGACAUCUGGGUCCCUUAUGCGCAGCAAGUCCUUGACAAGUGGACGAGCUACAAGACCAACGAUGGGAAACCUGUGGUGGUGAAGCCUCAUUGGGCUAAGGAAUGGUACAUGUACAAGGUUGGCGGUAAGCCUUGGAUGGAGAAGUUGGUCAAGGAAGAUUACAAGGAGGAGAUCGCGGAGUUCCAGGCGCUGAUGACCGCUAUCGGCAAGAAGCAUGGCUGGACGCUUGGGGAUAUCAAGAGGACCUUUUCUAACGAUGUCCUUGACAAUACCUUCUUGGGCGGCGUUGCUAUCUCUAAGCCACAGCAAGCUGCGAAGUUGGUGAAGACUGUUCAGGUUCAGGUACAUGAAAUCCCUGCGGAUACAGUCUCAGAGGUAUCUAUUUAA